UCCUUUCAUAGCCGCACGACUGGCCGUGGUCUCGUGGAACCUUCCACUUUGGGCUCGAGAAGGCCUGGCUGGAGACCAUGUGGGAAGAUGAAUGCGCUAUUGAAAGACUCAGCUCUCAUCGAAGCAGCUUGCUCAUUCACCACGUCCAGAUUUUCAUCAACACUCUCCAGACAGCUCCUGCUCUCAGAUUUGAGUUCCAAGCCGUGAAGAAAAAAUACAACACCGACACGCGCCGUUCUGCCCGCGCCAUGAAGCCCACCACGCCCGUUCCGCCCGCGCCGAAGCGCCCGUUCCGCCCCGUGGCGUCGCCGGCGCGGAAGUCCGCGCGACCGCCGAGACCGGCGCCGAGACCGGCGGCGAGGCCGGCGGCGAGGCCGGCGGCGAGGCCGCCGCGAGCGGUGCGGAAGGCUCGGAGCUUCCGGAAGGUGUCCACCGUGCGGCGGACGGCAUUGAAGGCGUUGCAGAUCUAUGAGAAGUUGCACCGGGAGUAUGUGAAGGCCACGGAGUCGCAGGACUAUGCCUUGGGGCGUGAACUCUGUGCCAGACACGUCUCUAAGAUCUAUGGCGAGCUCCACUGCAUGGCACUGGAGCUGCUAUUGUCUGUGGCAGAAGAAGACCAGACCUUGGGCGGGAAGCGGGUGCUCACCUUCAGGGGGGAACCCAGCGACCGGCGGCGCACGUUGAGUGCGCGCCUGGCGUCCGCGCGGCAGAGCCGUUUAGAGGGAAAGCUUCGAGAGGCGCUCUGUACGAGCUUGGCGGUGCUGUGUUGCCGCGUGAAGAAGAAUUGGUUGGCCGCCUACGACGACGAGAUCCCGGUGCGCGGCUACUUCUGCCAUGCCUUGGUGGAUCCGUCGGCCACCUUCCGGGUCGCGCUGAAGGCUCGACCGCUGCGUUUGGCGUCGCUCUUGGUGACCACCGAAGCACCACUGGGAAAAGCCUUAAGCGCCAUGGACCAUGGAGGGCCCUUCCCACAGGGCCACGAGAAGGAACCUUUGGGCGAUCGACAGUAUGGCCUGCAGCGCGUUUGCGCGGAGGGCUACGGCGAGGAAGAGAAGGAACGGCUCAUGGACGUGCAGCCGGAGGCGGAGUUGCGACGCUUGAUGGGUUCUAAGGAUCUGGUCUUGGUGCUGGAGAUCUACUGCGCGCUGGCGCCCAAGGAUCGCGUGGACCGGCACUCCUUGGGGCAGAUCAUCAAGGAGGAGCUCCAGACGUUGUUGUCGGAGUCGAAGAAGCGAGGCCAAGCGGUGGUCUUCGUGGUCGGUGGUGAGCAGCCCUUGGAGCUGGUCCGGAAGGUGUAUUUGCAGCCAUGCUUCACUGCCAUCGGCGGGUUGAAGUGUGGGUAUUUUCGAUGGAAGGAGAGCAGCCAAUCGACCUGGGAGCCACCAAAGCUCAUGGGACAAAAGCGUGUAAUUUUUGGCCUGCAACUCCCUUGAGGAUCUGCAGGAAGUUGCCUGAGCAGGUGAACCACUUGAGGGUGCUGAGGUUCGUGCUCUGGCAAAGAUGGGUUGUAGGGUGGGUGGGUGCUGGAUAAGGUGGUUCAAAGGCACGCCG
Messenger RNA from Durusdinium trenchii, 1551 nucleotides. The record is from the annotation of a GenBank genome assembly. NCBI's taxonomy places the organism in Eukaryota, Dinophyceae, Suessiales, Symbiodiniaceae.